UUACGAUUUAUUAUUUGGCUGGUGGCCACUGAUAAAAAAAUUAACUUUCUUUUUGUAGAAUUUUGUUCAACUUUUUUAGUGCUAUAGAAAGAAAAAAAAUCAAUAAGAAAUCAGAAGUUGGGAGGAAUCAUUCUAUAAUUAGUUAUUGACACAUUUAAGUACCUGGAUUAGAAACCGGUAGAUAGAAUCCUUUCACUUAUUCUAAAAACCAUUUGCAACACAACACAACAUAGUCAAACACUAAUAUACUUCCACAAAGCACACAUACAUUAUAUGCUAAUAACCAAUUUUCCUGCCAUGUUCUAACUCACCACAAAAGUAUAUAUACCUCAUCACACUUGGCCCAUUUCUCCCAAAAUUUGGAGACCAGAACCAUGGACCUCGAAGAUCAAAUGAGCACAUUCCACCUCCUCAAGGCAUACGGAGAGGCAAUGGAGAUGGAUCAGAGAGACCUGGCCGGAGAACUCUUAUCAAGGUUGGAAGAGAAAUCAUCCCCAACCGGCACCACCCUGCAGCGACUCGUAUACUACCUGGUUCAAGCUCUGGAUCGCAAGCAUCCAGAUAUGUUGAGGAUGGAAGCGAGCAGGAACUACGAGCUCGCCUUCAAGGCCUUCUACCAGAUAUUCCCGUAUGGCAAGUUCGCUCAUUUCACAGCCAAUUCUGUGAUUCUGGAUGCCCUGCCAUAUGAUGAUCAUCAGCAGCAGCAGCGAGGGAUGGUGGUGAUCGACAUUGUGGACUUCGACAUUGGCUGUGGCGUCCAGUGGCCUCCUCUGAUGGAAGGGCUCGUGGCAAGAGGAUUUACCGAGAUGAGACUCACCAUCAUUCGAUGGAAUGAUGAUUUGGAAGAAGAGGAUGGUGAUGAUGACGAUGAUGGUGGUGGUGAUGACGAUGAUGAGGCGAUCAGUUACAGUCCUACAAGCCAGAGGUACAAGGAGAUCCAGACGUUGCUGCAAGAGCAAGCGCGUAUUGCUGGUUUGAACCUGAUCGUGGAAGAGACCGACAUGGAUGACUUGGAGUUCAAGCUAAAGAAGGUGGUGAAGAGGAAUGCAGAACAUGGUGGCCAGUGCCUAGUUUUUAACUGCAUGGCAGGGCUUCCACAUAUGGGUCGAGGGAGGAACGCAGGGCACGUCAUGGAGUUCCUGAGAGUGGCAAAGGAAUCGAUCGAAUCGAUCAACUCCUGCCACGACAGCAGCUGCCGCCAAGGGGUCAUAACGUUUGGGGAUGGGAUAGGGUGGGGGAAGGGAAUGUCAGGGGAGGCGUAUGGUCCCAUAUUCGAAGGGCAGUUGGGGCAGUUUUACGCACUGCUGGAGUCGAUGGAAGGACACAUGCCUUACAAGCUAAGGGAAGCAAGGGUAGCUAUGGAGUGCCUGUUUUUAACACCUUAUGUGGCCUGCAUUGCUGGGUUUGAGAGGUGGGAAGGGAUCAUUAGGGAGAGUAAGGCGCUGGCCGAACUGAGAUUGCAGGCUCGGGGGAUGAGGAGAGGCUGUGUGGAGGAGGCUAGAGAGCUUGUGAGGGAAGGAGAGAGUUUGCAUUGGGUGUCUGUUGAAGGAGUUGAGGGGAAUCAGUUGGUGUUGGGUUAUAAGGAAACUCCAUUGCUAAAAGUCUCAUGCUGGAGAUAGAAGUUCGGUCCAGGUCCCUUUAACCUAUUUGUUCAUAGAGAUAAAUGUUAUAUUCAAAA
Molecule: messenger RNA, 1678 nt
Organism: Linum trigynum
Lineage: Eukaryota; Viridiplantae; Streptophyta; Magnoliopsida; Malpighiales; Linaceae
Source: the annotation of a GenBank genome assembly